AGAACGGUUAAUUAAAACGUGAAGAUUAUUUUAUUUUUUGAAGGCAUGCGAGCAUAAUAAGACCUCGUCUUACAAAUAUACUUCGGGAAAGUAAUUCAAUAUACACAAAUAAAAAAAUGUAUAUAUUGGAAUUUCAUUUCAGGAUUUUAUGUUUGUUGUUGUUUCAAAACCUUGGAGUACAGACAGUUUAUUCCCCCGAAAAAGAAGCAGAAAUAAGAAACGAAGAAAUUAAAAUAGCAUCAUAUGAUAUGAUAUCUCGACCUAAAGCCCAGACCGUCGUUAAAAUCAAACUAAGCAUUUUAGCAAUAGACGAAUUGGACUUAAAAUCUCAAAAGCUCACAUCAGCUGGCUGGCUUUCAUUUGAAUGGGAAGAUGACCGUAUCAACUGGACACCUUCAGCCAAAGAUGAUAUCGAGGAGAUAUUCUCUAAACCAGCUGAUAUCUGGAAACCAGAGCUCGUUGUUGAUAACUCGUUUGAUGACGUUGGAGUAAUUUCUAACUCGGACUUGUACCUGCGGGUAAAGAGCACAGGUGUUGUAGAAUGGGAGCCACCAAUGUCGUUUGUGACUCACUGCACAGUAGAUAUAACAUAUUAUCCGUAUGAUAAACAGAUAUGUAGUGUAAACAUUAUUAGUUGGGGGUUCACGGCGCAGGAAGUAAUGUUGGAACCAGCCGAUACUCCUGUCAACUUAGAUGACUUCGAGACGCACGGGGAAUGGGAGAUAUUAUCCUCUAGGGCUGAAAAAUUAAACGUGACAGAGUCGACAAUAGAUGGUGGCACUAUAAGAGUUUUUCCCUAUGUGGCUUUUUGGUUGAGGCUAAAACGUCGAUCCAGCUUUUAUAACUUGAACAUUGUCAUGCCUGUAUUUGUGACGUCAUUGCUUGUUGCACUCACGUUUAUAGUUCCGCUUGAAUCCGGAGAAAAAUUGUCAUACAUUCUGACAGUGUUCCUUGCUCUUGCCGUUCUACUGACACUUGUAGCUGAUUCACUGCCGUCAACGUCAAUUUCGACGUCAGUGCUUGGUUUGUAUCUUGGUAUAGUAACAGUGCUAGCAGCAUUCGGAAUUCUUCUGACAGUUCUCAUUCUUCUGUUAUAUCAUAAAGAAGGUCCGAGUAAGAAGUCACCGUCAGGUAUCAUGGGUAUCACAUAUUUUGCGGCUAUAUGCACGUGCUCGGCGAAAUCACUACGCAACAACAAAGUAACACCGAUUAAUGACAAGUUUGAGUCUGACGACGAUGAAGCACCGGAAUCAAGGACAGUGUAUGAAGCUGAUUGGAAAGAAAUUGCAGUGAUUUUAGAUCGAUUUUGUUUUAUGAUGUUUUCUAUAAUAACAAUUGUGAUGAACGUAUCGUUCGUGAUAACACUUACAGCGGGCGGGGCCUCAUACGAACCUUCGGAAUAAUACAGGUCUAUUGUUAUCUAACUAUGUUACAUUUGUCAUUUCUUCACUUUACAUUGUCAGUAUGAGUUGCGCAGUAAAUUUCAAAAACAUACAUGUUAACUAAUCAAUGAUUUGUGUUUUGUUGCAAACGCGCAAUGGGUAAAUUUGAUUUUAAUACAUAGAUUAUUAAGAUAAAUUUAGAUUGAUUUUUUAAAUAAACUAUUCCUGAUCAUGAAAAAAGCACCAAGGAACAAAAACACGUAAGAAUAUA
This is a messenger RNA of Ruditapes philippinarum (Manila clam), 1653 nucleotides long. Its product is annotated as neuronal acetylcholine receptor subunit alpha-2-like. Gene Ontology annotation, molecular function: neurotransmitter receptor activity; transmembrane signaling receptor activity; extracellular ligand-gated monoatomic ion channel activity. Lineage: Eukaryota; Metazoa; Mollusca; Bivalvia; Venerida; Veneridae. The transcript is spliced from 9 exons. The record is from RefSeq and is a predicted model, not a curated record. Gene Ontology annotation, cellular component: neuron projection; membrane; synapse. Gene Ontology annotation, biological process: monoatomic ion transmembrane transport; chemical synaptic transmission; signal transduction. Bases 117 to 1403 code for a protein of 428 amino acids.